UCCCAGCGUCUUUCACCUCCCCUACCGCGAGUAGAACUUCGAAGCCCCUGAAGCUCAAAAUCCAUGGCGGACAAAAACAACAACAAUGGAAAGCCCAAGAAGAGGAAGUACCUCCCUCAUAGCAAGCCAGUGAGGAAAGGGUCGUGGCCGUUGAGGCCUGGGGUUCAGGGUUUCUUCAUUACCUGUGAUGGUGGCCGAGAGAGGCAGGCCACUAAUGAAGCCCUCAAUCUACUUGAUUCUUUCUAUGAGGAACUUCUUGAUGGCAAGGAUUCUGGACCGACAUCCAGGGCUAUUCCCAUUAAACCUGUGAAUAAAAUAACUAAAUUUGAGGACUCUGAUUCUUCUGGUGAAGAAGGUGAGUCUCCUUGUAGAAGUGAGGACAUUGAAGCUGAUAAACAUGCAAAAGAAUGCGAGGAUAAGACAACAAAUAAUAAACAUGAAGAAACAGAAAAUAAAACUGAGGAUAAGACAGCAAAUAGGCAACAUGAAGAAAUAGAAGAAAAAAAUGAGGAUAAGACAGCAAAUAAGCAACAUGAAGAAACAGAAGAAGAAAGUGAAAACAAACCAGCAAAGAAACAAUAUGGAGAAAUUGAAGAAGAUAAUGAGGAGAAACCAACAAAGAAGCAAUGUAUUGAGGUAGAUGCAAAUUCUCAAGCUACAGAUUCUCGCAAUGGUAAAGAAAAGUCCAUUGAUGACCUAAUUGAAGAGGAAUUGAAAGAGAUGGGGGACAGGAACAAGAGGCGUUUCCUGAGUCUUGAUUCUGGUUGUAAUGGUUGUAUCUUCAUUCAAAUGCAUAAAAGUGAUGGGAAACAUGGGCCUGCUAGCAUAGUCCAACACAUGAUGAGUUCUGCUGCUUUGACAAAGAAACAUAUGUCAAGGUUUAUAUUGAGAGUUCUUCCAGCUGAAAUUACAUGCUAUGCAUCAGAAGAGGAAAUUUCAAAAGCAAUAAAGGCGCUUAUUGAACAGCAUUUCCCCACUGAAGCUCCUACUCCACAGAAAUUUGCAGUACUUUAUGAAGCACGUGCCAAUACUGGCGUCGACAGAAUGAAAAUAAUAAAUGCAGUUGCAAAGUCUGUUCCUGAGCCCCAUAAAGUGGAUCUUAAUAAGCCGGACAAGACUAUCAUAGUUCAAAUUGCCAAGACAAUUUGCUUGGUGGGGGUAGCUGAAAGGUAUAAAGAGCUCUCCAAGUACAAUCUGAGGCAGCUGACAGCGCCACAACAAUAGCUACCUCAAACUGUGGAGGACCCGAUACAUGGAAGUGUUUUCUUGUUCAGAGAUCCACUCGUAAAAGCAUUGCAGGUUUGAUUAUGACAAAUUAGUUCAGGUAUUUGUGUGUAAUGUGUUUUUCAAGAAGUAUGUUUAGUAGAGAAAACCUUUUCAAAUUAGUAUCCACUAUCUAUAUUGGGGUCUAGGAAGGAAUGCUCGUCGCUAAAAUUUGUUUCUAGUUUUACCUGUAUGAAUUUCGUAUUGCAAAUUUGAAUAAUCUCUGAUCAUAUAUUAGUAUAAAGCAGCAUUUGUGCUUCUCUCUUGGACGGA
Messenger RNA from Asparagus officinalis (garden asparagus), 1536 nucleotides. RefSeq names its product THUMP domain-containing protein 1 homolog. Lineage: Eukaryota; Viridiplantae; Streptophyta; Magnoliopsida; Asparagales; Asparagaceae. Bases 64 to 1224 code for a protein of 386 amino acids. Gene Ontology annotation, biological process: tRNA modification. The transcript is spliced from 7 exons. The record is from RefSeq and is a predicted model, not a curated record. Gene Ontology annotation, molecular function: RNA binding.